Rhagoletis pomonella (apple maggot) is the source of this 2764-nucleotide messenger RNA. RefSeq lists its product as uncharacterized. Gene Ontology annotation, biological process: DNA integration; proteolysis. The transcript has 3 exons. Gene Ontology annotation, molecular function: aspartic-type endopeptidase activity; nucleic acid binding. The annotation marks the transcript as partial. The record is from RefSeq and is a predicted model, not a curated record. Lineage: Eukaryota; Metazoa; Arthropoda; Insecta; Diptera; Tephritidae.
AUGUCAGACGACGAUACCAGUGUUAAGGAAUUUGGCCAUAAAGCAAUAAAAGCAGAAUCAUCGAGAUAUUCGUUUACACAGCAGCAGUUCGGUAUGGCUACUAAAACCAAGGCACCACAAUUCAGUACGCAAAAUCCAAAGCUUUGGUUUGCACAAGUCGAAGCCCAAUUUUCGACAAACCAAGUAGUUACUGAGCGCACCAAAUUCGACCUCGUAAUUCCAUUGCUUGAUACUCGCGUCGCAUCGGAAGUUGAGCGACUUAUUCUCGAACCGCCAGCAGUUUCGCCUUACUCUGACCUCAAAGCAGCACUAAUUAAAUGUUUCUCAAAAUCGGAAGAGGCAAGAAUCUCGCAACUCCUCGACAAAGAGCGCCUGGGUGACCGCACACCAUCGCAGCAUCUACGUCAUUUACGAGCACUGGUUCCAGGUAUAGACGACGUCAUAAUUAAAGCGCGUUGGCUAUCACAUAUGCCAAACGAAAUCCAGGUGUGCCUUGAAGCUUUCGCCGACGCAACACUCGAAAAACUUGCCGAGUCCGCCGACAGAAUGGUUGAACGUCUGUCGCUCAAGCCCCAAGUGGCAGCUGCGAUAGUACCACCUACUUCGGAAAGCAGCGAAGUCGCGUCACUGCGCCGAGAAGUCGCGCAGCUUACGAAACAACUAAAAAAUAUGUCGACCAAUCGCUCCCGACCAAGGUCUCGAAGUCGCUCACGCCCACAAGCAACGAAGAAACAUGAUCUCUGCUGGUAUCAUUGGAAAUACGGAAAGCGCGCUCGCACUUGCGUACCGGGUUGCAAGUGGCAAGGAAACGCCAGCGAGAAUCAAACAUCGGGUACGGAAUAUCUCAUCGAUUCCGGGACCGAUUUGUCCGUCGCUCCGCGUGGGCGUCUUACAUCGACAUCUAAACCACUAUGUUAUCAACUGUACGCGGCGAAUGGCUCAAUAAUACAAACCUAUGGCUUGGCAGAAACAACACUUAAUCUUGGACUUCGCCGUAAUUUUACUUGGAAUUUUAUAAUUGCAGAUGUCACUAAGCCGAUAAUAGGUGCUGACUUUCUAAGCCAUUACGACUUAUUAGUCGACCUAAAACGUAAACGCCUUCGCGAUGGUCUCACGGGCGCAAUUACCCACGGAAAUACUCUUACGACAUCGGCAGAAACAAAUAUUAAAGCAUUAGAUAGCAAAACAGCAUACUUGGCGUUACUGAGAGAGUUCGGCGAUAUUACACGGCCAGUAAACCUAAAAUCCAGUAAAAGGAAGCAUUCGACCGUUCAUCACAUUCGAACGUCACCGGGACCUCCAGUUUCGUGCAAAGCUAGACGCCUGGCUCCCGAUAAGCUGAAAAUAGCACAAGCAGAAUUUAGCAAAAUGAUCAGUCAAGGCAUUUGCAGACCUUCCAACAGCACUUGGUCUUCACCACUCCAUCUGGUUCGGAAGAAAUCCGGAGAAUGGAGACCGUGUGGUGAUUACCGGCCACUCAACGAGCGUACGCUGAUAGACAAAUAUUCCUUGAGAUAUAUUGACGACUUUGGCGCAUUUUUGUACGGAAAAAACUUAUUUUCGGUCAUUGACUUCGAAAAGGCCUUCCUGCAACUACCGGUGGCCCCCGAAGAUGUGCCGAAAACGGCAAUCAUCACGCCUUUUGGGCUGUUCGAGUUCCUCUACAUGACGUUCGGACUCAAAAAUGCUGCUCAAAUGUUCCAGCGAUUCGUUGAUAAGGUCACUCGUGACCUCGAUUUCGUUUUUCCAUACGUUGACGAUAUUCUGAUCGCAUCAAAGGACGAAGACGAACAUUUGAAACACCUUCGAAUUCUGUUUGAACGCCUACGCGAGUAUGGUCUCGUUAUAAAUGUGCAAAAAUGCCAGUUUGGACAACCAGAAGUGCAGUUUCUCGGGCAUCUUAUCAAGAGGAACGGUAUUAAGCCGCUGCCCGAAAAGGUCGAGGCUAUUACUAGUUUUAAGCCUCCAACUACGGUCAAAGCACUCCGAAGAUUUCUGGGCACCGUAAAUUUCUACAGGAAAUUCGUAAAAAAUGCUGCGGAUAUUUUGUUGCCGCUAAACAAAGUUUUGGAGGGACCAAAAGUGAAAGGCUGUCACCCAGUCACCUGGACUGAUGAAUUGCAUGAAGCUUUCAACACGGCUAAACGUGCUCUGUCCAACGCUGCGUUAUUGGUGCAUCCCAAAAUCGACGCUGACUGGGCAAUAUUUACCGAUGCCUCCGAAAUCGGAAUUGGAGCCGUUUUGCAACAAUACGUACACAACGAAUGGCAACCACUAGCAUUUUUUAGCCGAAAAAUUCCUCCAACGAUUCAGAAACUUUCGACGUAUGACCGCGAGUUACACGCCGUCUAUGAGGCUAUAAAGUCUAAAGGUUUCAAUCAGUGCCUUACCAUCAUAGACCGGUUCACCAGAUAUCCUAAGGCUGUUCCAUUAUCCGAUGGUACUGCAGAAACGGUAGCUCACGCAUUAUCGCUACAUUGGAUUUCGCGCCAUGGAAUACCUAAGCGUUUAACAUCUGAUCAGGGGCCGCAAUUCGAGUCGGACCUGUUUCAGUCGCUAUUAAAGUUCUAUGGUAUUAAGCACUUGCAUACAACCCCAUACCACCCACAAGCCAACGGACUUGUCGAACGACUACAUCGCCAGCUGAAAUCGGCCCUUCUGUGUCACGGCGAAUCAUGGUACGAUGCAUUACCAGCCGUCCUACUCGGUUUACGCGCAGCUUGGAAAGACGAUAUCGAGACGACGCCGGCUGAAUUAGUAUAUG